AUGGACAGUGGGACACACAAUAUGCUCAUCACCUCUCCAAAUGUUAUGGAUUACAGAUUCGAAGCUGCUCUGUCUGAGGGAACAACUGCUGUGGAUAACUUACUAAGCAGUGAUGAUAUUCAUUAUAUGCUUGGUGCCCUUAGAACUCUCGGGCUUCAUGUGGAGGAAGAUAUAGCUAACCAACGAGCAAUUGUUCGUGGCUGUGGUGGCCUAUUUCCAGUCUCGAACGAAGCCAUAAAUGAAGUUCAGCUUUUCUUAGGCAAUGCGGGCACUGCUAUGCGUCCAUUAACUGCUGCAGUUGUUGCUGCUGGUGGAAACUCAACGUAUGUACUUGACGGGGUUCCUCGCAUGAGAGAGAGGCCCAUUGGAGAUUUAGUUACGGGACUUAAGCAGCUUGGUGCUGAUGUUGAUUGCUUUAUGGGCACAAACUGUCCUCCCGUUCGUGUUGUUGGAAAAGGUGGCCUUCCCGGGGGGAAGGUCAGUCUUAAAUUCAUUUGA
This is a messenger RNA of Striga hermonthica, 498 nucleotides long. Lineage: Eukaryota; Viridiplantae; Streptophyta; Magnoliopsida; Lamiales; Orobanchaceae. The record is from the annotation of a GenBank genome assembly.